UUCCCCUACCUACCCGCGCGCCAUGUCCCACCACCACUACCACCGCCGCCGCGCUGUGCUGUGUGUCGGCACGGCACGGCACCGUCGUCGCAGCAGCAGCCCAGCAGCAGCAGCAGCAGCCGCCGCCGCCGCCGCCACACCAUCGUACCAGGCGGGCAAGCAGCCUGUAUUCCUCGGUUCGUCGUCGCCCAGUGCCGAGCCGAGGAUACGCGAAUCCCGAAGACAAUGAAGAUAUUGGUGUUCGUCGUUGCAUCGCUCAUAGCAAUCGCGGGAUGGACCGAAGCUCGUCCGGGAUGGGAAAGGUUUCCAGGGCCUGGCUACCAAGAUGGAAGAGGAAACUAUCCUAACCGCGGUCCUUGGCAAUAUCCACAACGAGUAGAAAACAAUGGGUUCAGUUCCGACGUCGAGUGGGUGUGCCAAAACCCACGGACGAACGACAUAAUGAUUAUCGCCUCCGACGACACACGACACACGCCGCAACAAUAUCCCGACAGGAGACCGUGGCAGUGGCAUAACGUUUCACCAGGCCAGCAUCAUUCGCACGGAAACCAUGGGACUCAGCCAAUCAUCGUGGUCGAAGAAAUUCCAAGCACUGAUAAGAGUCGAAUACCACCGCCACUUACGCCGACCACGGGAAUUCCUAUUAAUAACGACAAACCUACGCAAUCACCGCCUUAUCACGGCGGAGAAGGGAAUAUCGAUAUCAGACUAGGAGAAUAGUUAAGCAGAAUAAUUUGUAUUUCUUAUAUUUAAUUAAGUCGCUUUGAUUAAAUGAUUAUUUAAUUUA
Molecule: messenger RNA, 787 nt
Organism: Vollenhovia emeryi
Lineage: Eukaryota; Metazoa; Arthropoda; Insecta; Hymenoptera; Formicidae
Exons: 3
Coding region: 226-720 (164 amino acids)
Source: RefSeq, a predicted model, not a curated record